AUGAACGUUCUACUCCUCCUGAGCCUGCUGCUCUUCAUACCAUUUCUCUUCUUUCUCGCAUUCCUUGCUGCAUCUUCUUGCAUGGGCGACGGCUUCCGCGCAAGAUUUGCCGGUGUCACAUUCAAUCCCCGAAACGCAUCCUUUGGUCGCAACUACACGCGAGGCUUCGGAUCUGGAGCAGGGAGCGCAGGCUGGGAACAAAUUGAGAUGGAAGAUAUGCUUGGAGAGGACAGCGACUCGGAAUGA
Molecule: messenger RNA, 246 nt
Organism: Alternaria burnsii
Lineage: Eukaryota; Fungi; Ascomycota; Dothideomycetes; Pleosporales; Pleosporaceae
Exons: 1
Coding region: 1-246 (81 amino acids)
Source: RefSeq, a predicted model, not a curated record